Molecule: messenger RNA, 660 nt
Organism: Jatropha curcas
Lineage: Eukaryota; Viridiplantae; Streptophyta; Magnoliopsida; Malpighiales; Euphorbiaceae
Molecular function (GO): zinc ion binding; nucleic acid binding
Source: RefSeq, a predicted model, not a curated record
AUGACAAUUGAAUCUUCUUUUGUUCAACCAGCAAUACCCAAAUUUGAUGGGCAUUAUGAUCAGUCGGCGAUGCUCAUGGAAAAUUUCUUGCGCUCAAAAGAGUAUUGGCACUUAGUAGAAGAUGGAGUUCCUGCAACAGCAGAAGGAGUAUCUUUGACAGACGCACAAAAGAAAAGCUUUGAAGAUCAGAAAUUGAAAGACUUGAAAGCGAAGAAUUUUUUGUUUCAAGCAUUGGGUCGAUCAGUCCUGGAGACAAUCCUCAAAAAGGAUACAGCAAAAGACAUAUGGGACUCUCUGAAGCAGAAAUAUCACAUAACAACUCGUGUUAAGCGUGCACAGCUGCAAGCUCUUCGAAAAGAGUUUGAAAUUCUUCACAUGAACACUGGAGAAACUGUGAAUGAAUUUAUUGCCCGAACUCUUACCAUUGCUAAUAAAAUGAAAGCAAAUGGUGAGGACAAGGGAGAUGCUAUUGUGGUUGAAAAAAUUCUGAGAUCCAUGACUCCCAAAUUUAAUUAUAUUGUUUGUUCUAUUGAAGAAUCAAAGGACACAAGCAUGCUAACUAUUGAUGAGCUGCAAAGUAGUCUGCUUGUGCAUGAACAACGCAUGAAUUCUCAGAAUGAAGAAGAGCAUGCUUUGAAAGUUUCACAUGGAGAUCAUUAG